Lepus europaeus (European hare) is the source of this 2988-nucleotide messenger RNA. Its product is annotated as vomeronasal type-2 receptor 116-like. Gene Ontology annotation, biological process: G protein-coupled receptor signaling pathway. Lineage: Eukaryota; Metazoa; Chordata; Mammalia; Lagomorpha; Leporidae. Gene Ontology annotation, cellular component: membrane. Gene Ontology annotation, molecular function: G protein-coupled receptor activity. The record is from RefSeq and is a predicted model, not a curated record.
AUGAAUACUGGAAUCAAAAUCCCAUUUCAAGAUCUUCCAGAGACCUUGGAACUUAAGUCCUGCCAUCUCAAUGUGCAGGGCUGGAGGAUCACUGAAUGCAAGCCUGAGUAUGCUCAUUGCAACUUCAGGGCUUGGUUGGGGGUCUUCCCUGAAAUUCAUGAUCUGACCCUUCUCUGUAAUGCUGCCCCUCUACCUAGGUGGUUGUGGAAGAACUACCAGUAUGUGCUGACCUUUCACUUUACCAUCCAGGAAAUUAAUAAAGACAGCCACCUACUUCCCAAUUUGUCUUUGGGCUUCCAGUUCUACAAUGCUUUUUCCAGUGAUCUUCAUCUGUGGAGCACUCUGAGUUGGCUUUCUGGAGACAAUAUACUUCUCCCUAAUUACACUUGCCAGACACAAGAAAAAUCAGUUGCAAUUAUUGCUGGAAGUACAGCAGCAUUUUCUGCUGAAAUUGGAAUGCUGUUGGAGCUCUACAAAAUCCCACAGCUAACAUAUGGCCCAUUUGAUCCCAUGCUAAAUGACAAAGACCAGUUUCCAUCUCUCUAUCAGAUGGCUAUCAAUAAUAGUUCUCUAGUUUAUGGAAUGAUCCCUUUGUUGCUGCAUUUUGGCUGGACGUGGGUGGCACUCUUUGUAUCUGAAGAUACAAAAGGAGAGUGGUUUCUUCAAGAUCUCAAAGCAGAGAUGGUAAAAAAAAAGGUCUGUGUGGCUUUUGAAGUGAAACUCCCUGCUACUAAGAGAAUGUUUGCAUCAACUGAUAUCAGUUUCUUGACUAGGCUCAGAAGUUCAUCUGCAAAUGUCCAUAUACUAUAUGGAGAAGUAAGGAGCCUCAUCAAUGUGGGCAUUGCAGGACCGGGAGAAAUUCCUGGCUUCAAACAUUUCCUAAAGACAGUGAGCCCUUCCCAAUACCCAGAAGACUUCUACCUGAGUAAACUGUGGCUCCACAUUUUUGACUGUUUACCUGCUGGGUCACUUUGUGGAAAAAUUGGAGUGUGCCCACCAAAUGCUUCCAUUGAAUUUUUCCCUGGAGACAUUGACAUGAUGACCAUAUCUGACUCCAGUUAUUUGGUCUACAAUGCUGUGUAUGCAGUUGCCCAUGUCCUCCAUAAUAUGCUUUUGGAGAAAGCAGAAACAGGAUCCCCAGGAGAUACAGCCCAGCCUAUGCUUCUUCCCUGGCAGCUUCAUCCAUUUUUAAAGAAAAUAAAAUUUACUAACAGUGCUGGGGAUGACAUAUCCUUUCAUGAAUCAAGAGACUAUAUGGCACAGUAUGAUGUCCAGAACAUUGGAAAUUUUCCUGGUGGUCUUCAAUUGUUGGUUAAAAUUGGAGAGUUUUCCUCCAGUCCACAUGAACAAGUCUUGGUCAUCAGUGAAGAGAUGAUAGAAUGGCCUCUUGCAUUCAAAGAGAUUCCCAAAUCUGUGUGUAGCCAGAGCUGUGUUCCUGGAUUUAGAAAAGUGCCACAGGAAGGAAAACCUCUCUGCUGUUAUACAUGUGUUCUUUGUCCAGAGAGAGAUAUUUCUAAUCAUACAGAUGCAGAGCAGUGUAUUCAGUGUUCAGAAGACGAGUACCCAAACAGUGAGAGAAAUCGCUGCCUCUCCAAGUUGGUGACCUUCUUAGAUUUUGAGGAAUCCCUUGGGAUGGCUCUGACCUGCAUGGCCCUAUGCUUCCCUGUCAUCACAGCUGCAGUUUUGGGUGCCUUCAUGAAGCAUCGAGACACUCUCAUAGUCAAGGCCAAUAACCAGUCUCUCAGCUAGAUCUUGCUCAUCUCCCUCCUCCUGUGCUUCCUCUGUUCCUUACAUAUUGACCGUCCCAACACAGCCACUUGCAUCCUCCAGCAAAUAACAUUUGGUCUUGUGUUCACAGUGGCUGUUUCUACCGUGCUGGCCGCAACAAUUAUUGUGAUUCUGGCCUUCAAGGUUCUGAAGCCUGGAAGAACAAUGAGGCAGUUGCUGAUAUCAAGAGCUUCUAACUCUGUCAUUCCUAUCUGCUCCAUGAUCCAGCUGAUUUUUUGUGGUAUUUGGUUGGGAACCACUCCUCCUUUUAUUGACAGAGAUGCACACUCUGAGCAUGGCCACAUCAUCAUUAUGUGCAACAAGGACUUGGUCACUGUCUUCUGCUGUGUCCUAGGAUACCUGGGCACCUUGGCCAUGGGGAGCUUCAUCGUGGCUUUCCUAUCCAGGAAUCUUCCUGACACAUUCAAUGAAGCCAAGUUCCUGACAUUCAGCAUGCUGGUAUUCUGCAGUGUCUGGGUCACCUUCCUCCCUGUCAACUACAGCACCAAGGGGAAGGUCAUGGUGGCUGUGGAGGUCUUCUCUAUCUUGGCCUCCAGUGUGGGGCUCCUGGGCUGCAUAUUUGUCCCCAAGUGCUACAUUAUUCGCAAGGAGCAAAGCAGACUGUCUCAGAUCCUUCUCUUGGAAUCAAUGAUGGCAUCUGUAUUCCAGGGCACAGGGCAAUUUGGAAAUAAUUCUGGCUACCCACCAUCCUGCUCUCAAUCCAAAGAUCAGAGUAUCAAGGGGAUCCUUAUUAGAAAAGUCAGGGGAAUCAGGGCACCUGGGCAGAAAGAGGGGCAGGAGGACCCGCAGACCACAGCUCCUCCCCUCAGUGCAGUCCACGGUCUCCCUGAGGGCCGUCCCGCCCUAACUGCACAAACAGGGCAGACCUGGGGCUGCGGUCCCUGGGCUGAGCCCACACGGGCAGAAGCCCGGGUCCUGGCCACCAGCGCAGCUCCCACCCGGUGGGCCCCACACUCACCAUUUCGUCACUUCCAAGGCAUUCUGGGGUCCUUGGGCGGCUCCUGCGGUGAAGAAGUUCACACAGCGCAGCCACUGAGGCACCCGAGCCCACUCAGCAGCAGCACCGGGGACCCCUCCCAGCGCUGCCACAAAGAAAGGUCCCGCGGGGUUCCGCAGGGUCGCCCUGACGUGCCUGAUUGGACAGUUGCCGCAGCCGGCCGCGCGACAUCACAGAAGGUGCAGCCAAUCAGAAUCCGCUAG